GUUAACAGUAACAACACAAGAAGUCAGUCGACAGUUGACACUGAAACGCACGCGAAUCGAAAUGUAUGUGAAAGUGCAACACGAAAAUCUGUGAAAAGUUGUGAAAAUUUUUUUUUGCCUUGUAAAUUUUUUAAAUUCACAAAAAAUGUCUUCAAACACAUAUUUCACCGUAUUCCUCUUCUUAAUAAUCCUAGAAACCAGUGUUAGUGAUAAACACAUCAACAGGACUCACUUAAAAAAAGACACGACGCCAAUAGGCGGGUUUUCUAACUGUGGCGGGUGCAAAAUGCGCGAAGAAUUAAAACAACGUAAUUUAGAAGUCAUCAAGGCAGAAUUACUGAAAAAAAUGGGUUUCACGCAUCCCCCAAAUAUGACAGGGAAAAUUCUGCCUGAUAUCCCUCCACAUAUUCUGCAAGAUUUCGAAAUGCAAUCCGAUGAACCUGAAUUUAAAACAGGCGUCUCAGUACAUGAAGAAGAAGAUGAAUAUCACGUCAAAACCCAAAAAGUCUUAACCUUCGCCAAACCAUAUCCAAAAUUAAGGCACAACAUGAAGCAACACGAGAUUCUGCACUUCACGUUUAGCGAUUCGGUGACGAAAUUCCACGUUGCCAACGCCACGCUCUUCGUUUUUAUCAAGGGGGCGGAAAGGCGCCCUCUACCGGACGUCCACAUUGAAGUUUUUAAGGUUAACAAAGUCCCUGAUCAUUCUGAAAAAAUGCCCGACCUAAAAAAGGUUUACAACAAAAAAAUCACGCAGCCUUACAACAGAGGCGAGUGGAUCAAAAUCGACUUCACCGAGACGACUUCGGAGUGGUUCAAAAAUGGCAGAGAAAAUUUUGGUUUCAUUAUAAAUACUACAGUUAAUGGUAAAAAGGUUUCAGUCAUGGAAAACCAGGAAAAAGUACCAUACGUCGAUAUAUCAACGACGGAAAGCAGAAGACGAGUUCGGAGGUCCAUGGGGUUAAAUUGCAACGAUUCGAUGCAAGAAUCGCUGUGUUGCCGAUACCCUCUGGUGGUGGAUUUCGUGCAGUUUGGUUGGGAUUUCGUUAUAGCGCCGAAAAAGUACGAGGCCAAUUAUUGCGGUGGCGAUUGUCCGUAUGUUACUUUGCAAAAAUAUCCGCAUACGCAUUUGAUGAAGAUGGCUUUUCCCAACUCGGCGCAGCCCUGCUGCGGGCCGAGGAAAAUGAGCGCCAUAUCCAUGUUGUAUUUCGAUGAGAGUUACAACGUGGUGUAUGGAAGUUUGACCGGUAUGGUCGUGGAUAGAUGUGGUUGCUCGUAAAGACAUUUAAGUGAUUGGACUACUAUUUAAAUUAUUUAUUUUGACAUUAACUGUGUAUAGUGACUUUUGUAUGCAUACGGCCCCUGGUGCCGCGGCUACCCUUAAGGGUUGGACUAAGAGUGUACAAAGUUUUUUGUAAAUAUUUUGUAAAAAGUAUGUGAUAUGCCUAGAUUUAAGUAUCUUUUUAUAUUUAUUAUGUUAUUUUUGUAUUUCAUCAAAAAUUUUAGUGAGACGAAAAAAUUAAAAAUUUAAAAUCAUUUUUUGUUUAAAAAUUGUGAUAACUGCCUUAAAUUUCGACUAGUUAAAUGU
Molecule: messenger RNA, 1588 nt
Organism: Brassicogethes aeneus
Lineage: Eukaryota; Metazoa; Arthropoda; Insecta; Coleoptera; Nitidulidae
Source: the annotation of a GenBank genome assembly